AGAAUGCCCGUUUGCGCACGGCGGUCACUCUAUCCGAGCUGGACGGACAACACAAAGUUUGUUUGGACGACAGGACAACCUGCGCUCCGGGGCGCAGCAGAUUUCUACUCUAUUGGGGUUUUCUCCUUUGGAUUGAAUAUAUUUGCUCCGUUUAUUUUUGUUUUCGCUGCUGAUUGCGCGGGUUUGAGUCGGAGCUCGUCUCCAUUUGGCACCAGACGCGUCUGUCACCAUCUGCAACCGAGUGCCUAAAGCUGUCAAAGUCAUGCCGGCCGGGUUUCAACAGCUCGGAGGGGAGACGGUGACGGGAACCCUCGCUCUAUCAGUCUUCACUGCUGUUCUGGGAUCGCUGACGUUCGGCUACAACAUUGGAGUCAUCAAUGCACCACAGAAGAUCAUUGAGGGCGACUACAACGCGACGUGGAUUCAUCGGUACGGAGAACCAAUCCCCUCAGGGACCCUCACCUCCCUCUGGUCGCUGUCUGUGGCCAUCUUCUCCAUCGGGGGCAUGCUCUCCUCCUUCUGCGUGGGCUUCAUCUCAGAGUGGCUGGGCAGGAGGAAAGCGAUGCUCGCCAACAAUUUGUUCGCCUUCGCUGCUGGGAGUCUGAUGGGAAUGUCUAAGGUCUGUCGCUCCUUUGAAAUGAUGAUUCUGGGACGCUUCAUCAUUGGGGCCUACUGUGGACUUGCAUCUGGUUUGACGCCCAUGUAUGUGGGGGAGAUAGCUCCCACCAGUCUCCGAGGUGCACUCGGCACGUUGCACCAGCUGGCCAUAGUCACUGGGAUUCUUAUAGCUCAGAUCCUGGGUCUGGAGAUGUUGCUGGGCAGUGAGGACCUUUGGCCCGUUCUGCUGGGCCUGACCGUGGUACCGACUGUACUGCAGAUGGGUCUGCUGCCCUUCUGCCCCGAGAGCCCUCGCUUCCUCUACAUCAUUCGGAGUCAGGAGCACCACGCCAAGAGAGGUUUGAGGAGGUUAACAGGCCGGCAGGAGGUGGGUGACAUGCUAGCAGAGAUGAAGGAGGAGAAGAGGAGGAUGGACAUGGAGAGGAAAGUCUCCAUCCUAGAGCUCUUCCGCUCCCCUCUUUACCGCCAGCCCAUCGUCAUCUCCAUCCUGCUGCAGCUCUCCCAGCAGCUCUCUGGAGUCAAUGCAAUUUUCUACUACUCCACCAGUAUCUUCAUGAAGGCAGGAGUCCAGAGUCCGGUCUAUGCCACAGUAGGAGCCGGAGUUGUAAACUGUGCCUUCACUGUGGUCUCGCUGUUCCUUGUGGAGAGGAUGGGUCGGCGGACACUUCACAUGUUGGGUUUGGCAGGAAUGUGCAUUUCUGCCAUCAUCAUGACCAUAGCUCUGGCUUUACUGGACAGCAUCCCUUGGAUGAGCUACAUUAGCAUGCUAGCUAUCUUUGGCUUUGUGGCCUUCUUCGAGGUGGGUCCAGGUCCCAUUCCUUGGUUCUUUGUAGCUGAGCUGUUCUCUCAAGGCCCGAGGCCAGCUGCCAUGGCUGUGGCGGGCUUCUCCAACUGGACCGCCAACUUCAUCAUCGGCAUGGGCUUCCAAUACGUUGCAGAUCUCUGUGGGCCAUACGUAUUCCUGAUUUUCGCAGUGCUGCUCCUCUUUUUCCUCAUCUUCACGUUCUUUCGGGUGCCAGAGACCCGGGGAAAGACAUUCGACCAGAUCGCAGCCAACUUUAAUCAGCACUCGGCGGCCAGCAUGAUGGAUAUGGACAUGGAGCUGAACAAGCCCAGCACGGAGCUGGACUACCUGGGGGAUGAAAGCAUCAACUGAAGAGUCCAAACAAAAAAAAA
Xiphophorus couchianus (Monterrey platyfish) is the source of this 1794-nucleotide messenger RNA. Its product is annotated as solute carrier family 2, facilitated glucose transporter member 4. Bases 263 to 1774 code for a protein of 503 amino acids. Gene Ontology annotation, molecular function: D-glucose transmembrane transporter activity. The transcript has 11 exons. Gene Ontology annotation, cellular component: endomembrane system; perinuclear region of cytoplasm; plasma membrane. Lineage: Eukaryota; Metazoa; Chordata; Actinopteri; Cyprinodontiformes; Poeciliidae. The record is from RefSeq and is a predicted model, not a curated record. Gene Ontology annotation, biological process: dehydroascorbic acid transport.